AUGACUUGUGAAAUUCCAAAUGACAGUUAUCUAACCUGGAAUGAGGAAAUCACGCCUAUGAAGUGUCGAAGGGAAAGCCAUUUGGAGCCUUCGAUGCGGAAGAAGUCAUUGAUGAAACCUAAACACAAGUUACGAAUUGGUGCUUGGAAUGUAAGAACUAUGUACCAAUGUGGAAAAAGUAGACAGGUAUCAAUGGAAAUGGAUAGAUACCAAUUGGAUAUCUUGGGAAUAUCAGAACUUAGAUGGACAGGUUUUGGCAAGAUUAAAACUGGAAGUGAACAAAUCAUUUUGUACUCAGGAGCUGAAGAAAAGCACGAAAGAGGCGUGGCGCUAAUCAUUAAUAAAGAAACAGCGAAGAGUCUUUUGGAAUGGGAACCAAUCAGUGAAAGAAUUUUAAGAGCACGAUUUUAUUCAAAAUAUAUUAAACUAUCAAUUAUUCAAGUGUAUGCACCAACGAAUGAUGCUGAUGAGGAGGAAAAGGAGACAUUUUAUGAUCAACUACAAUGUGUUUUAAAUCGAGUUCCAAAACAUGACAUGAUAAUUCUUAUGGGAGACCUUAAUGCUAAGGUUGGAAAACGGAUUAGUGAUGAUGAAACCUCCAUGGGAAACGAAUCACCGGGCGAGAGGAACGAAAAUGGAGAACUGUUUGUUUCCCUGUGCGAACUAAAUAGUUUGAACAUAGGUGGGAGUAGAUUCAAGCAUAGAGAGAUACAUAAAUGUACAUGGACCUCACCAGACGGAAGAACAAAGAAUCAAAUAGAUCAUAUUGCAAUUAAUAACAAGUUCAGGAGCUCACUAAGAGACGUAAGAGCGAUGAGAGGUGCCGACGUUGGAUCAGAUCACUACUUGAUUCUUGCAAUAUUAAAACUAAAAUUAAGAAAAUCACCAAAGAAGACGGGACAUAAAAGAAUAAGCUAUGACAUUGCUAAGUUAAAAGCCAAAGAGUGCAGACAAGAAUUUUCAAUCGAGUUGAAAAACAGAUUUGAGCUGUUAAAGGAAGAAGAAAAUCAUGGCAACACUAAGCAAUCAGAAAAUGAGAUCAUCCUAUCAGAAUAA
Messenger RNA from Parasteatoda tepidariorum (common house spider), 1056 nucleotides. The record is from RefSeq and is a predicted model, not a curated record. Lineage: Eukaryota; Metazoa; Arthropoda; Arachnida; Araneae; Theridiidae.